This is a messenger RNA of Dermochelys coriacea (leatherback sea turtle), 1209 nucleotides long. RefSeq names its product maestro heat-like repeat-containing protein family member 2B. The coding region runs from base 82 to 1209 and encodes 375 amino acids. The record is from RefSeq and is a predicted model, not a curated record. The transcript has 12 exons. NCBI's taxonomy places the organism in Eukaryota, Metazoa, Chordata, Testudines, Dermochelyidae. Gene Ontology annotation, cellular component: cytoplasm.
UAAUCUAGGUGACGUUAUUGUUUUGCCUCCUGAUUUAUAGGAAACACAGAGAAUUCCCUGGACCAUGCACAGUGGGAGCACAUGCUGCUUCAGUUCCUAAGAAGAUCUCUGGAGAUGAUAGAUGACAGUGCCUGGAGCAGCCAGAUGUCCCUUGAGUUGAGCCAGCAGAUGGCCGGCUAUGCCAGCCCCUCCAAAGAGAAGAGCUUCCUGUAUAAGGCGCUAGGAACGUCCUUAGCAGCUUGUAAGGACCUGGUCCAUGUGAAAUCACAGAUUUAUACACAUCUGACAACAACAGAUUAUAUGGAAGCCCCUGAGAGACAGGGAGUCAUUUCCAUCCUCGCAUUCUGUGCUGAGAGCCACUUGGACCUCACCUUGAAUGCACUUCAGGAGUUUGGGGCUGCAAUGAGCAAGGUUAAGAUUUCUGGGUUCAUCAGCCAUCUGAAGGACUACCACCGUGGGACAAAAGGCAAGACUCGCAGCACCCUGAUGCUGACAUACAGCAACGUGGCUGUCCAUGCUCCAAAAGAGCAGCUUCUCUCUCGAGUAGAGGCAGACAUCACAGGGAACGUCCUUCACCAUUACAGAACCAGUUGUCAGGUGCUGGGCAUCACUGUUACGAACAAGGACAUGUACCUAAAAUUAACCCUCAUCCAGAAUGUCACGGAGAUUAGCUGUGCCAUUUUGGAGACCAGAGACUCACAGAAGUUUGAAUUCUCUUACAAAGUGGAGCUCCUUGGCUACAUGCUGGACUUCAUUAAAAAGGAACCACGGGAUUCCCUGGCAUCUCCAGUUCGCUACAAGGCAAUUCUUGCUAUUGGACAUCUGAGCAAACUCAAACCAUCUUUGACGUUGGAGAAAAACCAUGAGCUCCUUGAUCAGUGUUUCAAAAGUUUGUUUCCCCUCCCUCCCUUAGAGAAGAUGAGGAAAGAAGAAGGCGAGACAGCAAAGAAUGCUCUGCCUAUACAGUCACUGUAUGUAGAGUCCUUGGAAGCCCUUGGCAAGCUGAUGAAGACUUUGCUGGAGUUAGAACCAACGGCAAACUGGUUCUGGAAAAUGUUUCAACUACUAGAGACAUGGCUCCAUUCAGGGAAGGAGUGGGAGAGAGAAAGGGCCUUGCAGGCCAGCAUCCAGCUGCUGACUGCCUAUCAAGAGACAGUUCAUAGCACAAUCAUUUACGAAUACAAUGAAGAGCACUGGUCCCAGGACUGA